Anastrepha obliqua is the source of this 1084-nucleotide messenger RNA. Its product is annotated as dTTP/UTP pyrophosphatase. Lineage: Eukaryota; Metazoa; Arthropoda; Insecta; Diptera; Tephritidae. Gene Ontology annotation, molecular function: nucleoside triphosphate diphosphatase activity. The record is from RefSeq and is a predicted model, not a curated record. The transcript is spliced from 5 exons. Bases 317 to 982 code for a protein of 221 amino acids.
CGCAGCUGUUUUAUUGACAGUUUCAACUAGUGAUUGCGUGAACAUACACAACGCAAAGGGCUGCUGGCAAGGGACAAUUGCAAAUUUUAAUUAUUUAUUAUUUAUCAUGCUACGCAAAUUAUGUUAUUUCAAGUGAGCUUGUAAAUCAGCGCAGGAAACACAGCUUUUAUGUCAAUGUCAAUAUGUAGAACUUGAACACAUCCACCUUGGCACAAGCACACUUCUUUUCAUUUUAUUUGCAUUACGUUUGUCGGAGUUUGUGAUAACGGUACUGUGCGUAAUUUGUUCAAACACUCUUUCUUGAUAAGCAAAUAAAAUGUUGGCAUCAGUUAAACAUUUACUGGAACAAAAACGUAUAAUAUUGGCAAGUAGUUCCCCGCGCCGCCAGGAACUUAUCAAAUCUAUAGGACUUUCAAUAGAAUUGUGCCCAUCUAGUUUCGAAGAAAAUCUAGACUACCGUGAUUUUAAGGAGUUUUCGCAGUUUGUAGAGGCCACAGCGGCUGGUAAGGCUGAGGAGGUCUAUCAACGCUUGCAUGCCGCUGAUCCAUCGGACGAUUUGUUGGUUAUUGGCGCUGACACUAUGGUCACAUUGGGAAAAGAAGUUUAUGGGAAGCCAAAAGAUGCUGCCGAUGCCGUACGUAUGCUGACCAAUCUCUCUGGCAAAUGCAAUCGCACUCAUACAGGAAUCGCGCUGCGACACAGUAAAGGGGUGCGCCACUUUACUGAAACUACUGACGUAUACUUCGGUGAAUUGACUCAGGCACAAAUACUCGAUUAUGUGGAUAGCCGAGAGCCACUCGACAAAGCGGGCGCCUAUGGUAUACAAGGAAUUGGUGGCUCGCUAAUUGAAAGAAUAGAUGGAGAUUACUAUUGCGUAAUGGGUUUGCCACUGCACCGUCUGUGUAAAGAGAUAUGUGCUUUGCUGGAAGAGUCAAAUGGCCUGGAUAACGGUUGUACCGCCGAAAAGAAAGCAAGAAAAUAGUGAAUUUGUGAAUGAGUUGUUUAGAAACACUUUCCCAUGUAGAAGAAAUAAAAUACAAGCGAGGCUUUUAGUUAUAAACUAGAACGAAAAUAUUUCAACAAC